AGUCGAAGAUCGAAAUGGAGCUGCCAGGAGUCCUGGGUUUGAUUCUGAGCAUCAUUAUCCCUUUGGGAUCCCUGGGAGCUGUCCACGAUGAGCUGCCCCAGUGCGGUUUGCACGGUGUCUACAGGCAGCGCCAGAGUCUCGUGGAGUCGCCCAACUAUCCGGACAACUAUCCGGUGAACACCUGCUGGGACUAUGUGGUGCGAUCCCCCUACCGAUGCCCCACCAAGUUCCACAUCCAGUUCCUGGACUUCAAGCUGGAGCUCUCGGAGAACUGCAGCAGGGAUUACCUGGCCAUUGGCUUGGACAACGAUGGUGAUGACAUGGACGUGUUGUGCGGUCAGGUGCUGGGCAUCAAGAAGUAUCACACACCCGAUGGAGUCCUGCGUCUGCGGUUCCUCAGCGAUGACUCACCCUGGACUACAAAUGGUGGCUUCCGCCUGCUCAUCACUCGUUUGGCCUGCGAAAGGGAGGAUUUGGUGGCCAGGGGUCUCGACGAGGAUGAGGAGGAUGUGGACGGGGACACGGUGCAAGUGAUUUCUAAGUCGCCUCCCAAGAAGCUGCACCACCACCAUCACCAGCAGCAGCAGCAGCAGCAGCAAUCCCCACAACAGCAAGAGCAGCCAGCUUUCAACUAUACGCAAAAUCGCUUGGGUUUCAUUCCGGGUUUGUCACCUGGUUUGGGUUAUCCUGCCGGAUUUUAUCCACCGCCAGCAGGAUUAUACCCCCAGCCUGUUGCGCCACCUUGUGCUCCACAGCAGCAGCAACUGUUGCAGCAACAGGAGCAGCAGCGACAACAGCAGCAAUUUUUGCAGCAACAACAUCUCCUGCAGCAGCAACAAUUUCCACAGCAGCAACUGCAACAGCAGAUCCUGCAGCAACAGCAACUGCAGCAGCAACAACUACAGCAGCAGUUCCCGCAGCAACUUCUGGUGCCCCAGCAGCAACAGCAGGAGUUGCCCCUAAUUUCUGACCAGUAUCAGACCACAUCCUUUCAACCGCAUACAGUCACUCUCAAGGAUUACGAUUCCCAGACCUUACAGCAGUUUGGAGGGCAGUUGGAUAUCUGCUGUGCCAGCAGCUUCAAUCAGAAUCACUUUUACCUCUCCAGUCCGGGAUUUCCCAGAACCGUACUCAACUAUCUGCUGCCCAGUCAGCAAAGAGAUUGUGUUUUUUACAUAGAAAAAAGCUCGCCCAAUGUCUGCCGUUUGAGGAUUCAGUUUAAGUACUUUGAUUUCGGCCACAAUUCAGGAGGUUCUGUUGGAGGCGGCUUUGGAGGAGGAGGUGGAUUCAAUGGCGGAGGUGGAUUCAAUGGCGGAGGUGGAUUCAAUGGCGGAGGUGGAUUCAAUGGAGGAGGUUUUGGAGGUCAGCAAAACUGCAACGAUGACUUCCUCGAACUAGAUGGCCACCGAUACUGCGGCUGUCGCUCGGGAUAUAUCCACAAAUCACACUGGGAUCAGGGUCGCAAGGCGCUGCGCAUGCGCAUUGGACAGUCGAGCAGCACCUCCUCCAAUGGCUUCCUGCUGGAGAUAUUCCAGGAUCAGGACUCGGAUGGCUGUCGGCAAGAUGCACACUCUGGAUUUGGACUAGGUCAGCAGCAGCAGCAGCAGCCACAGCAACCUCAAAGGGGCUUGGGCCUGUGGCCCCAAGUGGGCUUGCAACCUCAACUGGGCAUAGCCCCGCAAACACCGCCGAUAUGGCCUGGAUAUCCUGGCUUUGUCAGUGGUUAUCCCUUGCCCUUCACGGCUACUCCGUACCGAACUGCCAGAAGGAUCUCCUAUGCCCGCGGAAUCGAUGCCCAGCAGCCUUCGAGAGUGGUGGAAACGAACUCCACUCGCAAGGAAUUUUACUACUACGAUGGCGACGAGGCCUUCGCUCGUUCCGCUCUGGAUGAUGAGGAUGAGGACAAGGCCUCCUUGGGGGUCACAACUCAAUCACAAUCCCUUUCCAAGCCCGAAUCUCCAGUGGUCACAAAGGCCUUCGAGCAGAGCAGCUGCUCCUUUGAUUACAUGGAGGUCCUUAAACUCUCCGUCGACACGCUCUGGCUGACCAAACCCUUGUGUUUUUCACCUCUGAGAAGCUGGUUUCCCAAUAUUUUUGGCUGAAAGGUAAAUAAAAGUCAUAACAUUUAUGUAGCCGAAAAUUGCUUAAAUUGUGCAAAAGAUUUCUGAACCAAUAAAAAAAUAGACAAUUUUAUAAAUAGUUAAACUAUUUUUUAAUUGGAUUACUUUUUUGAUAACAACUUAAUUACAGGAAGUUGUAUUACUGAAAAUAGGUUUACGGAU
Messenger RNA from Drosophila biarmipes, 2282 nucleotides. RefSeq names its product ecdysone-induced protein 74EF. The transcript has a single exon. Gene Ontology annotation, molecular function: serine-type endopeptidase activity. The record is from RefSeq and is a predicted model, not a curated record. The coding region runs from base 15 to 2102 and encodes 695 amino acids. Lineage: Eukaryota; Metazoa; Arthropoda; Insecta; Diptera; Drosophilidae.